Hyla sarda is the source of this 780-nucleotide messenger RNA. RefSeq names its product LSM2 homolog, U6 small nuclear RNA and mRNA degradation associated (gene LSM2). The transcript is spliced from 5 exons. Gene Ontology annotation, cellular component: precatalytic spliceosome; P-body; U6 snRNP. Gene Ontology annotation, biological process: mRNA splicing, via spliceosome. Gene Ontology annotation, molecular function: RNA binding. The record is from RefSeq and is a predicted model, not a curated record. NCBI's taxonomy places the organism in Eukaryota, Metazoa, Chordata, Amphibia, Anura, Hylidae. Bases 191 to 478 code for a protein of 95 amino acids.
AGAGCUGAAAGCGGACGACGUGAUUGGCUCCGGUGUUCUCGCGAGAUUUCGUUGCCCGGCAUUUAAUCAAAAACGUGAAGCGCACGGCGGGUUGUGGUUUCUGGUUUUUAUUUUAUUUAAUUGUUUUGAUUCUUUUUUUGAAAAAAACGAAUCAGUUUUCAGUUUCCGGAUAGGGUGGUGCACCGCCGGCAUGCUAUUCUAUUCUUUCUUCAAGUCCCUGGUGGGCAAGGACGUUGUGGUGGAGCUGAAGAACGACCUGAGCAUUUGCGGAACUCUGCACUCAGUAGAUCAGUAUCUGAAUAUAAAACUUACAGACAUCAGUGUGACAGACCCAGAGAAGUAUCCACACAUGCUUUCUGUGAAGAACUGCUUUAUCCGGGGGUCCGUGGUCCGCUAUGUCCAGCUCCCGGCUGAUGAAGUGGACACACAGCUGCUUCAAGAUGCCGCGAGGAAGGAGGCGGUACAACAGAAACAGUGAUCGGCGUCUGUCCCGUCUCACCUCCCGGGUGUUUGCAUCCAAGUAUGGCACUUGGACUAUUGAAAGUACACGGCCUUCCUGAGUUGUCAUUUUUUUUCCCCCUGCCAUAGUGUAAUACCUUGUUUCUCCUGCUGGUGUCACUCAACCACCCUUUUUGUUUUCUUUGUGUAUAAAUGGCGUCUGUCUAGGAGGUUAAUAGCCAGCAAACAAGACCAUGCAUAUGCAAAACUGCUCUACCUUCUAUUCAGCUUCUUAAGCUAAUGUUCUCCGACUGGUGUGCCUCCAGCUAUUGCAAAACUACG